CUACAUUGCUUUUGGAUGAGAGGAGUAGUGCUAGUAUCAAACUAGCCCCAGAUAAGUAUUACUGGUUAUCACCACCAGGGGCGGACUGACAACUCAUGGGGCCCCCGGGCAAUAGGGGAUCAUGGGGCCCCUGUGUCCUUGCCUAAACUCAAAAAAGCCUAUGAAAAAGGUACCAGGGGCAUUUCAUGGGGCCCUCUACAGACCCCGGGCCCUCGGGCAGUGCCCGAGUUUCCAAAUGGUCAGUCCGCCCCUGCUUACCACAUGACCCAGUGAUAACACACUGGUUACCAGUAGAAAUGUUGUGGAACAUACGGGAAAGAGCACCAACAUGUGGCAUUUUGGGAUAGUCCCAAUUAAAGCG
Molecule: messenger RNA, 361 nt
Organism: Staurois parvus
Lineage: Eukaryota; Metazoa; Chordata; Amphibia; Anura; Ranidae
Source: the annotation of a GenBank genome assembly